AUGAGUUUUGGUUGGUCAGGUGGAUCAGUGGUGAAAGCCGGUGAGGGGUUCAGCGAUGUCUCCGGUUUGAGGUCCAGGAGAUUGAGGGUGGUACUACACUGGCGUUGGCUAGUCCGGAGGAUCGGGAAGAUCCGAGAAGAGGAACGCCGAGGGUUUCGCCAGAGACUGGAUCGGCGAUGUUGGAAUAGAGGAGAGCGUAUUUGCCGUGGUCUAGGUUUCGAUAACUCGUACCGUGUGGACGCGGCUGGACAGAGUGGAGGCUUAUGGUUGUUUUGGCGUUCAUGGAUUGGGAAUGUUACGGUCAUUGAGUCUUCGGACCAGAUUAUCCAAGCGUGUGUGGUCAACGGUGAAGAGAUGUUGAACCUCAUCAUCAUUUACGCAGCUCCCUCGGUUAUUCGAAGAAGUGGGUUGUGGGAGAAGCUAAGAGAGGUGGUCCAGGGAGUGACUGGUCCCGUGCUAGUAGGUGGAGACUUCAACACCAUUGUCCGGUUAGAUGAAAGGUCGGGUGGCAACGGUCGGCUUUCAGCUGACUCCGUGGCGUUUAGCCAAUGGAUGAACGAGCUAUCGCUCAUUGAUUUGAGGUUCAAAGGUAAUGCCUUUACGUGGAAGAGGGGACGAGUGGAGAGAAACAUCGUCAAGAAGAGAUUGGAUAGGGUGCUUUGCUGCACUCAAGCUCGUCUAAAAUGGCAGGAGGCCACAGUUACUCACCUUCCUUUUUUUCUUCUGACCAUGCGCUGCUCUACCUGCAAUUCUGCCGAGUGA
Microthlaspi erraticum is the source of this 762-nucleotide messenger RNA. NCBI's taxonomy places the organism in Eukaryota, Viridiplantae, Streptophyta, Magnoliopsida, Brassicales, Brassicaceae. The record is from the annotation of a GenBank genome assembly.